CACCCCUGGGGCAGAAUCGAAAGUGAUCGCUCGGCGCGGGGCGGGGUCCCCGGGUGCGGCCGAAUGGGAUGUCAUUCAGCAGCGGUCGUGGACAGCGGCGGGGGCUCCGGAGGAAUCCUCCGCCCUGCCUGGGUGCCUGUGGCCCCUUCCCGUCCAGAGGAGCAGCUGAACCGGAGCGCCUCGACACCACCCACCACAGAGCCAGGCCAGGGCCCGAGAUGGGGUCCCCGGCAGGCGGCCCGGAGCGUGCCGGUCCCGCAGCUGAUGAGGGGCUGUCCCUGGCUGCCCUGCACGCACACGUGGACCUGUGUCUGGGCUGCUCCCGCUGCACCCAGCGCCUCAAUGAGAGCACCUACCUGCUGCGCAGUGGCGUGGAGCAUGACUGUCCCCAUGAGAUCCUGCUGGCCCGCUCCAAGCGUGAGGCCGAUCGCAAGACCUGGCGGCGGGUGGGCCGGAGGCCCAGCUUCCCACGGCCGGCACGCUACGCCGUGUGCCGCUACUACAGCCCCGGACGAGGCUGCCGUCACCACCACAACCAGUGCACCUUCGCCCGCAGCCCCGAGGAGGCGCUGGUCUGGACCUUCGAGCGUGGACACGGCGUCUCCCGCCUGAGGCUGAAGUUCGCGGUGCAGAGCAGUGGCGCUGGGGCCCCUGGCAGCCCGCCUAGUCCUGCUGCCACCAUCCGGGCUGAGUUUGGAGGCCGUUUCCAGCUGCUCUGCUCUGGCUGCUUCCGGCGCCGCCCGCCGCGCCUCUGCCCUGUGGAUGCUGGGGGCCGGUGCCCGGAGCACGGAGCCUGCCGCCCGCUCAUGGCCCACGUGAGCACCGGCCACAGCAAGCAGCAGUUUGUGGAGGUGCGGCCGCAGCCCAAUCGCAGGCAUCCGCUGGCCUACUGCAGGUUUGUGGCGAGGGGGCGGCCGUGCCGGCAUGGGGCAGCUUACUGCCAGUAUGCCCACAGCGACGUGGAGAUGGCGGUGUGGAAGGCCGAGCAGCAGAGCGGGCUGCAGCGCAGAGACCUGCUCUCACCCCACGAUCCUGAGGGCAGCGGGAGUACCGUCCCCUUGGGCCAAACCCCCAAGCUCCAGCUGUACUGCCGCGCCUGCCUGCUCACCUGCUGCUCCCAGGAGGCCUUUGAGAACCAUUGCGCGUCCCCGGAGCACGCCCGGAUGGUGGCUUUCGACCCAGCUGUGCCCUGGGAGCACCGCGCCCCGCCUAUGGGGCUCUCCCGGUUCCAGCUCUGCCCCAGCCCCGACAUCUGCGAGUAUGGGGACGCCUGCACGAAGGCUCAUUCAGCACAGGAGCUGCAGGAGUGGGUGCAGCGGGCACAAGCGGUGGAGCUGCGGAAGCAGGAGGCCUGGCAGGAGGGGCUGGUGUCCUAUCAGGCUCGGCUGCUGGAUGAAUACCAGCGCAGCAGCAGCGAAGUCCUUGUGCUGGCUGAGACUGUGGAUGGCGUGUCGGUCUCCUGCGACCAGCUCCUGGUGCGUGAGGCCAAAGGGAGGACUGCCCAGCAUUGCUGGACAUUUGACAUCCACUCGGAGGACCCCCUGCUGCACGUGGCUCUCCUCAAGCUGGAACUGGGAGCCGACUUCUCAUUGGUGACCCGCGGGCCGCGGCACCCGGGCCAGCUCUAUGCCGAGGGGGAGCACUUCCGCGUGCCUGGCUCCCCGGCCCACUUCCAGGUGGCGGUGCACGUGCAGGGAGCCUCUUUCGGCACCUUCGAACAGUGGGUGGUCUUUGACUUUGGACGCCGGCCGGCGCUGCUGCGAAAGCUGGGACUGCGGCUAGGCCGGGUUUGCGGCCCAGGGCUCCCGGGGGACCCAGCGCCCACCCCCCCCCAGGAGCUGGAGCGCUGGCACACGGGCAACCGCCAGGUAGUGCCCAGCGUGGAGCGGACCGCUGAGCAGGCAGCCCUGAUGGCCAAGUACAAGACACCCGCCCUGGCCCUGGAGUUCAGCCCCAGCGGCCGCGUCCACGGGCCCCUCACCUGUGCCAACUACCGGCAGCGGAUGCAUCAGUUUCUCUACGAGGAAGAGGCGGCGCGGCAGCGGCUGGUGGCCAAGCUGAACCUGCGAGCCCAGGUGUCCCUGAAGACGGUGCUGCAGACACCUGCCGUGGGCCUGCUGCUCGCACCGUCCGGGUCACUCUACGCCGAGGUCACCCUGCCCACCUCCCUGAUGCCAGAUACGGACCAGGGCUUCCUGCUGGGCCGGGCGGUUAGCACAGCCCUGGUGGCUCCUGUGCCGGCACCUGACGACACAGUGUUCGAGGCGCGCCUGGAGGCCCGGGCCAGCUCCCAGCAGGUGCUGUGGUUGCUGCUGUCAGCCCACUGUUGUGCGGCCCUGGGGCUGCAGCCGGAGACCAGUCCUGUGCUGGAGAUACAGUUCCAGGUUGACCCACUGACCUUCCGCCUCUGGCACCAGGCGGUGGAUGAGCUGCCUGAGGCACAGCUGGUGCUGCCCCAUCUGCCAGCCUGUGCCCCACCCUGCCCACGCCCUGUCCCAGCCGCCCUACGCGGCAACAGAAAGCAGAAGCUGGCCAUGGCGCUCAUCUCUGGCGGCCCUGGGGGCCCGAAGCCCAUCCCCCCACUGCUCAUCUAUGGUCCCUUCGGCACUGGCAAGACCUACACCUUGGCCAUGGCCUCCCUGGAGGUCACCCGGCAGCCCCACACCAAGGUGCUCAUCUGCACACACACCAACAGUGCGGCUGACAUCUACAUCCGGGAGUACUUCCACGGCCAUGUCAGCAGCGGCCACCCCGAGGCCACACCGCUCCGGGUGAUGUACACGGACCGCCCUCCGAGCCAGACGGAUGCAGCCACGCUGCGGUACUGCUGCCUGACCGAGGACGGCCGGGCCUUCCGCCCACCGACUCGGACCGAGCUGCAGCGGCACUGUAUCGUGGUCACCACCACCUCCCAGGCAUGCGAACUCAGGGUGCCUGCCGGCUUCUUCUCGCACAUCCUUAUCGACGAGGCAGCCCAGAUGCUGGAGUGCGAGGCCCUGACCCCACUACGCUACGCCACGCCCCACACUCGCAUAGUCCUGGCGGGCGACCACCUGCAGGUCACACCCAAGCUCUUCAGCGUGGCCGGCAGCCAGGCGGCAAGUCACACGCUGCUCAACCGCCUGUUCCUCCACUACCAGCAGGAGACGCACGCGGUCUCCCGGCAGAGCCGUGUCGUCUUCCAUGAGAACUACCGCUCCACCCAGGCCCUGGUGGCCUUUGCCUCUCGCCACUUCUACCUGGCCCAGGGCAACCCCAUCCACGCCAGCGGCCGGAUCCCUCGCCACCCCCAGCACUACCCACUCAUGUUCUGCCAUGUGGCAGGUACCCCUGAGCGGGACAUGUCUCAGACCUCCUGGCUCAACCCGGCCGAGAUCCUCCAGGUGGUCGAGAAGGUGCGGGAGGUUUAUGACACCUGGCCCCCCUGCUGGGGUGGCCGGGAGCAGCAGCACAUCUGCGUAGUGUCCCACGGCGCCCAGGUCGGCGCCCUGAGGCAGGAGCUCAGGAGAAAGAACCUGGCCGAGGUGUCUGUGGGCAGCUUUGAGAUCCUGCCAGGGCGGGAGUUCCGGGUGGUGGUGCUGAGUACCAUCCACACCUGUGACAGCCUGCGCGGCCCCGGAGUGACAAGCAUGGAAUUCUUCAUGGAGGCCCGCGUGCUCAACACCAUCAUGACAAGGGCCCAGUCGCAGGUGGUGGCCGUGGGCGAUGCGGUGGCCCUCUGUUCCUUCGGGGCCUGCAGCAGACUGUGGAAGAGCUUCAUCCGGGAGUGCGUGGAGCACGGCAGCGUCUGUCCCCAGGGGCUCUCGCUGGAGCAGAUUGAGCAGGGUGUGGCUCAGGUGCAGCGCUGGCCCCCUGGGGGCCGGCCAGCAGCAGCCCUCGGAGCAGAGAGGGCUGGGGCGGCCCCGGAGAACACGGCAACAGGGGAGCCCCCACUGGAGCGUGCCACAGCCAAGGAGGGUGCAGCUACACCAGAGACCACGGCCGCAGGGGAGGAGAGGACAGUGGCAGGGGAUGCAGCAGCAGGCGCAACAGCCACAGGGCCAGUGGCUGGAGGGAGCCCAGCUGCCGAGGAGGCGGCCACGGUGAAAGUAGAGGCGGGGGCCACGGCCGAUGGGGAGACAGUGCUUGAGGACCCUGAGGACUCUGGGUCUGAUUUCUGGCCGUUGGACGGGGAGCUCAAUGCCGACGACUCCAUCCUGAAGGAGCUCCUGGACGAGAGCCGGAAUGUGACGGUGACCGUUCGAGAGGAUGGGCUGUUGGACACUGUGGCCGGGCCCACGUUGGCGCACCAGGCCCACCAGUACGUGAACCUGCCCCCUGCCAAGCUCCGAAGGCUGCUCCGAGCUGAGCCUGAGACAUACCGCCGCUGCACCUUCCUGCGGGAGACCUUCGAGCGGGCGACGGCUGUGGCGCUGGAUGGUGCAGGGCCCGGCACCUUCCAGGUCAAAGGCCGCCUGAACUGCGGCAUGGCCUUCACAGGGGAUGAGGUGCUGGUGCAGGUCCUGCACAAGGCUGGCGACGAUGAGGUGCCCGUGGGCCGGCCACAGGGCCGCGUGCUGGGCGUGCUGAAGCGCUGCCGACGAGAGCUGGUCUUCGUGUGCAGGAUGGACACGUGGGAUCCCCGCAUCAUGGUCCCCAUCGACAACUCUGUGACCAAGAUCUUCGUGGCUGAACUGAAGGACCCACAGCUGGUGCCUAUCCACCGCCUGCUCCGGGGCCGCGUGCAGCACGUGGGGCAUGAGAGGCUGUUGGGCGCAGCGCGGCACACGCGGCUCUUCCGGGUUCGAAUCGUGCUGUGGAGGGAGCGCUUCUACUACCCGCUGGGCAUCGUCCUGGAGGUGCUGCCCGAGACUACCACCUGGGACCGGUGCCUGCGUGUACUUGACCUGGAGUACGGCCUGCAGGAGCCCUCGCCGGACCCGGCUGCCAUCGCCAAGGUGCUGCAGAGGUACCGCUUGGAGCUCAGCCGUGCACCUGGCCAGCGUGAGGACUGCCGCGGCUUCCUGACCUUCACUGUGGACCCCCAGGGUGCCUGCAACCUGGACGAUGCCCUCAGCGUCCGGGAUCUGGGCCCCCAGUAUGAGGUGGCCGUGCACAUUGCCGAUGUGGCCACCCUCCUGCCCCGGGACAGUGCACUGGACGUGGAGGCCCGCCGGCAGGGCACCGCCUUCUACGCGCCUGACCGCGAGCCGGUCCCCAUGCUGCCGGCCAGCCUGUGCCAGGAUGCGUUCAGCCUCCUGCCGGGUCAGGACCGCCUCGCCAUCUCUCUCUUCCUCACCAUCGAGAAGAGCAGCGGCCAGCUGAGCGGCCAGCGAUUUGCCCCUUCUGUGGUCCGCUCCACCUGCCAGCUAUCCUACGAGGAGGCCGAGCAGAUGAUCCGGUCGCAUCCCGGAGCCGACCAGGAGCUGCCGCCCUGCCUGGACUCGGUGGACGCCUGCGUCGUGGCCGCGUUCCACUUCUCCCAGACCCUGCGCCAGUGUCGCCUGGGCGGCGACUGCCAUUACGAGCAGCCGAGCGAGGACAGUGUGCUGGGCUUCCGCGCGGCCCACACCAUGGUCAAGGAGUACAUGGUUCAGUUCAACAGCAGCGUGGCUGAGUUCCUGGUGGGCAGCGACCAAACACAGACGGUCACGCCCCUGCGGUGGCAGCCGGCGCCCAGCAGCACCCAGCUGGACACCCUGAGCAAGAAGCACUGUGGGCUGGUCCCUCUGUCGCUGCACCUCCGCCAGCAUCUGCAUGGCCACACCCUCCCCAACACAAGGCUCUGCCUGCUGGCCUCGCUCUGGAGGCAGCUGCAGCUGGCCGCCCAGGCCCAGGACUUUGGCCAGAUGGUGGACCUCAUCACCACCGAUGACCUGCACCCCUCGCUGGCCCCUGCCUGCUUUGAGCUCUGCAAGGCCCUGGGCCGCUCAGCGUUCGGCCGCUCCAGCCUUGGUGAGCAGCAGCCGGCUGCCCAUCACUCGCUGCAGGUAUCCUGGUACGCGUGGGCGUCCUCCCCCAUCCGCCGGUACAUGGAUGUGGUGCUGCAGAGGCAGGUCCUGCUGGUGCUGGGCCUCGGCGGGCCCACCUACUCGGCCAAGGACAUCGACGGGCUCUGCCGAGACUUUGGACGCCAGCAUGCACGCGCCCAGAGCUACCAGCGCCGGGCCUACAGCCUGCGCCUGGCCUCACACCUCCAGGCCCAGCCUCGGGACAAGCUGGGCUUGGCCGUAGACGUGGAGGCAGGCGCCCGUUGCUUCCGGGUGCUCUUCCCCGCGGACCGAGAGAGCCUGCCUGAGCCCUGCCCCGUGCACCACCGUGGCCUGCAGCUGGCCGAGCCCCCCCGGCCCCUGGAGGGCCUGCCCGGCCUGCUGCUCCGGUGGCGUCGCCGCAUCUACUCAGUGCUGGACGAUGGGCAUUGUGCGCCACGGCCCGGCACCCUGCUCGACCAGCAUACUCAGCCCAUGGACCCGGUGCUGUGGCGGAGGCUGCUGGAGCUUGUGGAACAGCAGCGCUGGCCGGAGGCGGCCACCCUGGUCCGGGAGCAGGGUGCCAAGGAGUCACAGCCACGGGAGCUGGGCUGGGUGGCACGGAGCCCCUGUGGGCACUUCGUGGAGGUGGUGCGGGAGCUUGGCCGCGGGGACGUGCUUCAGGUGCAGCUCGGUGCCUCCUUGCAGCGCGGCAUCCUGGUGCCGGCCCUGCAGGUGUGGACUGCAGCACCUGGGCUCAGCCUGUGCUUAGAGCACGUGGAGAAGCCUGGAAACUGCUUCUCAGGCUGCGUGCCCCAGCCGGCGCCGGACCGCUUCGCCAACCUGGACGAAUAUGCUGGCGUGUGGGGCCCGUUCUGUGCCCUGGAGUCGGCCACCAGCGCGGUGGCCGAGAAUGACUCCAUCACUCUGCAGCAAGUGGGCAUAUGCUGGGACAAGGAGCGGACACCACGGGGGCAGCUGCAGGGUACCUUCUGCCUGGACGCCGCCUUCCUCCAUAAGCACAGCAUCGACGUCAGCUUUGGCUACUGCUACCUCUGCAUCCAGCUCGGGGGGCUGCCAGCGCCACCCAACGCUGGGGAGCCCCCCACCAGCCUUGGCCCGCACCUGAGCAUCGACCCCAACACCUACACCUGGGUGGCUCACGGGCUGACUAAGGAGAGGGACGUGGAGGAGGGCCCGGCGGGCCAGCGUGAAGCCCCCGGGCAGGUGCACUUCUAUGUCCACCACAUAACCACGGAGAAGGUUCCGGAAGAGGUGUUGAGACCCGGCACCCUCUUCACCAUCGAGGUGCUGCCUAAGCAGCUUCCAGACCUACGCAAGGAAGAAGCAGUACACAAGCUGAAGGAGGCGUCCCCACUGGUCGUUAGCAUUGCCCUGGGCCUGCCCAUCCCCCGGCCCCCCCACCGCCCCCCGAGACACCCUCCUGGCCAGCAGCCCCACCACAGAGUGGCCCCCAGCAGCCUCCUGAAGCGGCAGACCUAUGACAUCCCUGGAGGCCGCCACAAGCUGAACCCCAGCCAGACCGGGGCUGUGCGGGAGGCUCUCAGGAAGCAGUUCACGGUCAUCCAGGGCCCUCCAGGCACCGGGAAGACGGUCGUGGGCCUACACAUCGUGUUCUGGUUCCACAAGUCCAACCAGGCGCUGGUGCCUGCAGGCAACAGGCAGAGCGUCCCCUGCAUCUUGUACUGCGGCCCCUCCAACAAGUCGGUGGAUGUCCUGGCAGGGAUGCUCCAGAGCUGGAGGGAGGAGCUGAAGCCCCUUCGCGUGUACAGUGAGCAGGCUGAGGCCACCGAGUUCCCCGGGCCAAGCCUGGGCAGCAAGAGCCUGCCCAGGAAGACCCCUCGGGAGGGAAAGCCAAACCGGAACCUCAGGAACAUCACCCUGCACCAUCGGAUCCGUCAGGCCCCCAACCCGCACGCAGAGGCCCUCAGGGCAUUUGACAGCCGGGUGCAGGAAGGGAACAUCUUCUCUGAGGAGGAUGUCACUGUGUACAAGAGUACGCUUAAGAAGGCGCGGCAGUUCGAGCUGAGCCAGCACACGGUCAUCCUGUGUACCUGCUCCUGUGCGGCCUCGGUCAGCCUCAGGAAGCUGAACAUCCGGCAGGUCCUGGUCGAUGAGGCGGGCAUGGCCACGGAGCCCGAGACCCUCAUCCCUCUGGUGCACUUCUCCAAGGCUGAGAAGGUGGUGCUGCUGGGGGACCAUAAGCAGCUGCGGCCAGUGGUCAAGAGUGAGCACCUGCAGAACCUGGGGCUGGAGCGCUCCCUUUUUGAGAGGUACCACGCUGACGCCUACCUGCUGGACACGCAGUACAGGAUGCACAAGGACAUCUGCGCCUUCCCCUCCACGGAGUUCUACAAGCGCAAACUGAAGACCUGGCAGGGCCUGCGGCGGCCACCCAGUAUCCUGGGCCACGCAGACAGGGAGAGUUGCACGGUCAUCUUUGGACACCUGCAGGGCUGUGAGCAGAGCCUGCUGGUGUCCACGGAUGAAGGGAACGAGAAUUCCAAGGCCAAUCUGGAGGAGGCGGUGGAGGUGGUCCGCAUCGCCAAGCAGCUGACUCUGGACAGGACAGUGAACCCCAAGGACAUCGCCAUCCUCACGCCCUACAAUGCACAGGUGGCCGAGAUCACCAAGCGGCUUCUGCAGGAGGGUGUCACUGGAGUGACCGUGUCCUCCAUCACCAAGAGCCAGGGGAGCGAGUGGCGCUACGUGCUGGUGAGCACUGUCCGCACGUGCCCCGAGGGUGAAAUUGACCAGCGGCCCACCAAGAGCUGGCUCAAGAAGUUCCUCGGCUUCGUAGUGGACCCCAACCAAGUGAACGUGGCCAUCACCCGCGCCCAGGAGGGGCUCUGCCUCAUUGGCAGCUCUGGCCCCGGGAAACAGACCUCUCUGUCUGGGUGCAAGCCCACCUGCCUCUGCCUGAAGAGCCACCGCCGCGUGUCCGCGGGUGCUGUGCUUUGUUUACGUGAGCGGUGGGCCUCCCCCUGCCACGUGCUGCAGGCCCCGAUCAACUUCUACAUUCCAGCCCUUGUACCUCUCAGACUGCACUGUGACUGAAUACAACUUUUAUCAUAAAGGCAAUACUGAAAGCCCUUUCUGCUCCUCGUGGUUUGAGAUCUCAUGGGUGGCAAUGAGGGGGGUCCUUCCUCUUGCUUUGGGGCUGGGACACAGCCAUUGAGAUCCUCUAGAGCCAACUGUGGAUGACAUGCUGGACAUGCAGGGACGGGGAGGGUGGUGUCACUGUUGCACAGCUGAGGACACAGGGUCUGAGGGUUGUCUGU
Trichechus manatus latirostris (Florida manatee) is the source of this 9250-nucleotide messenger RNA. RefSeq names its product helicase with zinc finger 2 (gene HELZ2). NCBI's taxonomy places the organism in Eukaryota, Metazoa, Chordata, Mammalia, Sirenia, Trichechidae. The record is from RefSeq and is a predicted model, not a curated record. Gene Ontology annotation, molecular function: RNA binding; metal ion binding; 5'-3' DNA helicase activity.